Messenger RNA from Anisakis simplex (herring worm), 312 nucleotides. The record is from the annotation of a GenBank genome assembly. Lineage: Eukaryota; Metazoa; Nematoda; Chromadorea; Rhabditida; Anisakidae.
GCGAAUUCAACAUUAUCAGAUUGGAAGUUGAAUACCGGCGUUUUGCCGAUACCGAGUAUCGACAAAUGUUCCUUUGAUGUCGGUUGUAUUUUGAGCGAUUUGAUCAAGUCCUUCGUGAUGAAUGUGCGCUCACUGCCCACGUCAAACAUGACUGGCACGCAUUUACUGUUACUAUUGCGUUACAGAUUGAGUGGUUUCGUUAGCACUGUCACUUAUUUGGGUGGUGCUAACGUUUGUCUGUAUUUAUGGCGUCGCAUGUUUUCUUUUCUGGUUCUGCAGAAGGCCGAGUUAUGGGAGUCUUUCUUGCAGUGA